Sycon ciliatum is the source of this 2266-nucleotide messenger RNA. Its product is annotated as thioredoxin-like protein 4B. Gene Ontology annotation, biological process: mRNA splicing, via spliceosome. Bases 195 to 731 code for a protein of 178 amino acids. Lineage: Eukaryota; Metazoa; Porifera; Calcarea; Leucosolenida; Sycettidae. The record is from RefSeq and is a predicted model, not a curated record. Gene Ontology annotation, cellular component: spliceosomal complex; U4/U6 x U5 tri-snRNP complex; U5 snRNP. The transcript is spliced from 4 exons.
CCGGUACUAGUAUUUGGAGUAUAAUUUCGAUUUGGCAAUCUACAUCUCGUAUACGCGUACCGGUAUACAUGUAUUUUGGACUGAUUUCCAUCCUAGCCAGAGUCCAAAAUUACUGCUCUUGAAGAAAUUCGUCCAUGAUACUCUGUAUUCGUGGAUUGAACUCCUAUCAAUAGAGGCUCUUCUACCUGGAUACAAUGGCGUUCUCGCUGAAGCAGCUGUCUAGCAAGGCUGAAGUAGAUGCUGUGAUCAAGACAACACUGGACAAAGUUCUCGUCUUACGCUUUGGCCGUGCUUCAGAUGUGGCAUGCAUGCAGCUUGAUGACAUUCUGGAUAAGGCUCAAGAGAAGAUGGCGCGGAUGGCUGAGAUCUACACCGUUGAUGUCGACGCUGUCCCCAUCUACGUGCACUACUUUGACAUCUCCCUGAUCCCGGCCACUGUUUUCUUCUUCAAUGCGCAGCACAUGAAAGUUGACUAUGGCAAGGUUUCCCUGCUGCAAGCCCAAGCAAAGUAUGCACAUACAGCACUGUGUGCCGCAACUUUCUGUGUCUUCUCCAAAAGAUCUGAGACGCCGGAUCACACAAAGUUCAUCGGUGCCUUCAAGAAGACUCAGGAUUUCAUCGAUCUAGUCGAGGUGAUACUGCGGGGAGCUCUGCACGGGAAAGUGAUGGUUACGAGUCCCAUUGACCCGAGGAAUGUGCCAAAGUAUGACCUCGUCUACAAGAACAUCUGAAGUCCGUGCCGCUUGCCACAGGGCUGUUUAGACAGGCAAGGUCCCAGUCAUCCCUUCAUCAAGGUUUCCCCUGAAAGAGCAGGCAGAUUCCGUCUGGCAACUGACCCAUGCCACUCAAUGUACUGGUAUCGGUACCAUGAUCUUGAGUAUUUGUUUCUCGUGAUAUGGGGACCACGGAACACUGCAGUAUACCAACCACGGUGACUAUACCGCCAACUUGGCACCAUACAACUGGAAAAUAAGUCGGCCAGGCUUCGUUGUACCUGGCAACCCGGCGAGAACUAUUGUUCGUUUUCCAGCGGUCCCAGUGCUAUCGGAAGAAAACGGAUCAAAAUACUAGUACGUCCUUGCACGUGUCCUUGCAGUUAUGGCAGCGAUGUCACCUAUUUCAAGCAUUGCGGUGUGCAGUGGAACAUCCUCUGGAGAAAGCGCACGGUCAUGUGUGUUGCAAGUACAGCAGCUUAUUACCAGCAGCUUAUUACCAUCAUCAGGAUCAUCAAUGAUCAUCAUCAUCAUCAUGAACUGCAUCAUGACUAAAGUAUGACUUAGUCUACAAGAACACCUGAGGUCCCUGCUGCUUGCCACAGGGCUUUUUAGACAAGCAAGGUCCCGGUCAUCAAGGUUUACCCCUGAAAGAGCAGGCAGAUUCAUUCUGCCAACUCACCCAUUCUGCUCGAUGUACCAUGAUCUUCAGCUUGCAUAGCAUGCAGUGCUCUAGCCUAGCUUGGAACAGCUAUACACGUCUGGAAGUCUGUGCACGCACACGCGUGGGCACAACUUUGAUGGUGUUAUGAGUAGGGCUGAAACGAUUAUACCAAUUACUCGGUAAUCGAUCGAUAAUUCCUUAUCAAUCAAGUAAUCGUUACGUUAUAGAUUACUCGUUAGGGGUUUUGAGUCCAAAAAGUACUGACAACUCACGUUUUGCGAAGUUUGAAUCAGUUUACGUAUGUAGUUACCUGGGACAUAGUGCAUAUUCUGAGGUUAAAUUGACUUCAAAACUGCCAUGUUUCUGAGCUACCCUGUCACUAAUGCAAAUUUGUGGUAUUAUAAUGGCUUAGAUUUCGGAAACAGAGCAAUGUUUGCACAAAAUUCUGACACUAUUUGCUAACGAUUAUAAUCGAUAAAUCGAUCGUUAAGCUCAGGAGUAAUCGAUAGGUGAAAAUCCACGAUCGUUUCAGCCCUAGUUAUGAGUUAUGAGACUUAUGACUUCUUGAAAGUAUGAUUUUUUGUUUUGCUUAUUCCAAUAGUCGUCAGAUCACCAGCUAGACAGCCUCAGCCCAUAAUCCUGCAAACCCAGCCAUUCAGCAUGCUGAAGCCAGGCGCUUGUCUCACUGUGAGCGGUACAAUCAUGCACUAUCAUGCUGUGAUGUUUUGACAUCCUACCAUACUUUUUUUUAAGCCUCUUUUAAGCCUCCUACCAAUAGUACCAUGCUAUGGUCAAUGGUCCAUAGACAGUGAGUUGAAUGAUCUGUAUUCAUCUCAAUAACAAUCUUGCAUGAUAUUUAUUACAAACAUGUUUGCACAUGGUUGAUAAA